Molecule: messenger RNA, 3172 nt
Organism: Brassica oleracea var. oleracea
Lineage: Eukaryota; Viridiplantae; Streptophyta; Magnoliopsida; Brassicales; Brassicaceae
Product: chaperone protein ClpB1-like
Exons: 3
Coding region: 430-3012 (860 amino acids)
Molecular function (GO): ATP binding; ATP hydrolysis activity
Source: RefSeq, a predicted model, not a curated record
UAGCUGCAGACACAAAAGGGCAUCAUCGUAAUUCAGAUGAUGUUACUUACAACAUUUGGCGUCCAAUAAAUUCAAAUCGAUAGACACUGAAAAGCUCUGCGAAGUUCUUGUGAAGCAGAUGAUCCGAUCUUUCCUUUUUCUUCACCAGUUUUCUUCUUUCAUACAAAAGCAGACACAGUGCAAAUCCACAGUAACUCAAGAAGAGAUAGACGUAGACAGAACUCAAAAAAGCUUCCAUUUUCACCUUUCUGUUGAUCGCUUUUAUUUUUUCUGUAAAAAGCCAUCUUUUGUGUUGAUACUUUCUGCAUUAUUUUCUUCCAGUUUUAUAUCUUGGUCGGUCCAAGAAACUCUAUAUGCAAAGGUUUCUUCUAAAAUAAAAAAAAAACACAACAAAGAAGACUUUCUUGUUCUUGUUGUGUGUUUGUUGAGAUGAGAGCAGAUUUGAUUACAAUACAGCAAACGCUGACGCCGGAAGCAGCGACUGUUCUCAACCAGUCGAUCGCCGAGGCGACACGUCGCAACCAUGGCCACACGACGCCUCUCCACGUGGCGGCCACGCUCUUAUCAUCUUCCUCUGGCUUUCUCCGACAGGCUUGCAUCAAAUCCCACCCGAACUCCUCUCACCCGCUCCAGUGCCGAGCUCUCGAGCUCUGUUUCAGCGUCGCCCUCGAACGCCUCCCUACUACAACGACCACCACUUCCUCUCCGUCGCAACCGCAGGAGCCGCCGCUGCUUUCAAACGCUUUGACCGCGGCUUUAAAACGCGCUCAGGCUCAUCAGCGUCGUGGUUGCCCGGAGCAGCAGCAGCAACCGCUUUUGGCAGUUAAAGUCGAGCUCGAGCAACUCAUCAUCUCGAUUCUUGAUGACCCGAGUGUGAGCCGGGUCAUGCGCGAGGCUAGCUUCUCUAGCCCCGCCGUUAAAUCCGCGAUCGAACAGUCGCGUUUUGGUAAUUCAAGAACCGUUAACCAAUCUGCAAUUGGAUUCGGUUAUCGACCCGUACCGGUUCCGGUUAACCGGAAUCCUUACCUUAAUCCCCGGUUUCAGCAAAACGAACACUCGGGUCAGCGGAGCACCGACGAAGAAGCUAAACGGGUCGUGGAGAUAAUGACCCGGACCCGGAAGAGAAACCCGGUUCUCGUCGGCGAUUCGGAGCCUCGAGUUAUCGUGAAAAAGAUUCUCGGGAAGAUCGAGAACGGCGACGGACCGCUUCGCAACUUCCAGGUGAUCCGGUUAGAGGAGGAGUUAGCUUCUUCUUCGACGAGGUUUGGUGAAAUCUCCGGUUUAGUGGAGACCCGGUUAGGAAACUCGGAGUUAACCGGCGGUGUUGUUCUCGAUCUCGGCGAUUUGAAGUGGUUAGCGGCGAAUGGUGGCGGAGGAGGAGCUGUGGUGGAGAUGAGGAAGCUUUUGGAGAGAUACAAAGGAAGGUUGUGUUUCAUUGGUACAGCCACGUGUGAGACUUAUCUUCGUUGUCAAGUUUAUUACCCUUCGAUGGAGAAUGAUUGCGAUCUUCAAGCGAUUCCGAUCGCCGCUAAAUCGCCUCUUCCGACCAUGUUCCAAAGGUUUGGGAGCAGUAACAUAAUCUCAACUGAAUCGAUAUCUCCGACAAGAAGCCUUCAGAUUCCGACAGGAAAAAUGAACUGCUGUUAUCAGUGUUUACAGAGUUACGAAAACGACGUCGUGAAACUGGAAAAAUCCUUAACCGAACAUAACCGGUCCGUCUUGCCACAGUGGCUGCAGAACGCUAAAGCCGAUGACGUAGGUGACAAGAAACUUACAAAAGAUCAAGAGAUUGUGGAGUUGCAGAAGAAAUGGAACGACUUGUGUUUACGUUUACAUCCAAAACCAAACUCAAGAUCAGACAUAACUCCACCAGGGAGUCCGGUCGGUACAGAUUUGGUUCUCGGACGGUCCAACAGAGUUGUAUCCUCACCAGACAAGAAGACACGAGAUUCGUUCGAUAUAGAUUUAUUCAAGAAGCUACUAAAGGGGUUAGCUAAAAGCGUUUGGUGGCAGCACGACGCUGCCUCUUCAGUAGCAUCAGCCAUUACAGAACGCAAACACGGAAACGGGAAACCAAAGGGAGAUAUCUGGUUGAUGUUCACAGGUCCAGACAAAACCGGGAAGACCAAAAUGGCAUCGGCCAUAGCAGAUCUUGUCUCGGGAAGCCGACCGAUAACUAUCAGCCUCGGCUCUGGCUCCAGUACGGAUGAUGGUUCAAGCCUCCGUGGUAAAACGGCGUUGGAUAGAUUAGCGGAAACGGGUAGGAGAAACCCGUUUGCGGUUAUUGUAAUGGAAGAUAUUGAUGAAGCUGAUGUGUUGCUACGCAACAACGUGGAGCUAGCGAUGGAACGUGGGAGGAUAUGUGAUUCGUAUGGGCGAGAGGUUAGUCUUGGUAACGUUAUUAUCAUCCUUACCGUAAACUCCUCGCUAGGUUUAGCUGAAAACGCUGCUCCCAUCGAGGAAGCGAGACUAGAGAGUCUUGUGAGCAAGGGAUGGAAGCUGAGGCUGUCUGUUUCGAAAACCCGAAAACGAAAACCAAACCGGCUUUGUAGUGACCAGGCAAAGCAGAGGAAGGAGAUAUGUUUCGAUUUGAACGAAGAAGCGGCUGAGUUUGAUUCGUCAAGUGAUGUAACGGUGGAGCAUGAUCAAGAUGAUGAUAGUAGCUUUGUCCACAAGCUAGUGGCUUUAGCUGACGACGCUAUAGUCUUUAGACCUGUUGAUUUCGGUUUGAUCAAGAGCAUGACCGCAGAGUCUUUGAAGAAACGUUUCUCUAAUAUAUUAACUGUGGAGAUUGAAGACGAUGCUUUGGAGAGAAUAGCCGGUGCGGUUUGGCUCAGCAAGAUUAGCUUAGAGGAAUGGCUUGAUGAAGCAAUGGGUUCGAGCUUGAAUAGUGUUAAGUCUCGAGUGCCUUCUGUGGAAGAUUCUGUGGUUAGGAUUGAGCUUGAAGAUGAUGUGAAUGAUCGAGUGUCCGGAGGUUAUCUUCCGAGUAGUGUAAGAACGUUGGUCGUUUGAGUUUUUGUUGUUGUCCCGGUGAGGGGUAGAUUCGUAAUUAUGAGAAUUGGUAAGGGGGAAAGAUGUAAAUACAAUUAUCUCCAAACCGUCCUUGGCGGGGAGGGAAAAAGUUCGGUAACAUAUUAAACAGUAAAAAAGAGGUUAUGAAAUGUUUAUAUUA